Molecule: messenger RNA, 1738 nt
Organism: Cynoglossus semilaevis (tongue sole)
Lineage: Eukaryota; Metazoa; Chordata; Actinopteri; Pleuronectiformes; Cynoglossidae
Product: myosin heavy chain, fast skeletal muscle-like
Exons: 2
Coding region: 287-1378 (363 amino acids)
Source: RefSeq, a predicted model, not a curated record
UGUUCAAAGGCAGAAGAAAAUGAUGUCACAUUUCGAUCCUCAUUCCUGUUAUUUGUGUCUACAUUAUGGAUGCCAACUGUAGUUUAAAGCAAAGAGUGCUUAUUAGAGUAAAUAGGUUAAUGUUAAAGACGGAGGACAAGAAGAAAACAGCGUGUGUAGUGAUGCAACACUAUGGAUGCCAACUGCUGUAAAAAACAAAAUCCCCGAGAAUAUUUUUCAUUACCAAUUGGUGUUGUAUUUAUUUACAAUAAAAGUAUCAGUAGUAUCCAUACCAUGAAAUAACACAAUGGUUACAUGUAAACAGGAAAUCCCACAGGAUUGUGGAGACACUCACCUCCAGCAUGUUGAAAGUGAGGGACAAAAGUGUGCAAAUGUCUGUUCAGUGUGUGGUCAAACAGCAGCCACGAAACAACCCAGCGGCAGCUCCAGUGAGCAAAUCCACGAUGUCAGUUACCAGGAAAUGCAACACUCCUAUAAGGAGCUCGAAGCAACCAAUAAAGAUGUGAAAAAUCUAAACAGGUACCUGGAAAAAGAAGUACAGAGGUGUCACACCAAACUCCACGCUUAUAUUGCUUUGGAGAAAAAAAAGAGGUUGGCUGAAGAGAAGCAUCAACUUUUAAUACAGCGUAACAGUUGUCUCCAACAGAAAAUCAUCGAAACUGUGAAGAAACUUUGUGAUUACACAGCUUUGGAAGACGUUUACGAAUCUGUUAAGACGGAAAACAAAACCCUGAGUCAGACUAAGUUCAUACUGUACCAGCAGGUUCACGAAGUACAUAAGACACUCUUCAAGCAAAAUCACCUGGAAGAGAAAAUUAAAAAAAGACAAGAGGAGAACGAAGCUCUCAUUUUGGAUAAUAUCAACCUCCAACGACAGGUUGAGGAUUUGACGGAAAAACUAAGAGAUACUAAAGGGAUAGUGGGAAAUUACGAGGCACUGGAAUCCGCCAUUAAGAACAAGACAGAGUUCAAAUACAGCCUCCAGGGCCGACUUCAGGAUCUGAACGAGCAGUAUGAAAAAGUGAAACCUCAGGUAGAGAAAUGUCAUAAAAUGAAAGCUAAUAUUGAUGCUGUUCAGAAAGAGAAUGAGAUUCUCAUAGAGGAAAUCUGCGAACUGCAAGAUAAGGUCACAUUUGACAAGGCCCUAACGCGGUACUGUGAUGGACUCCUUUUGGCCAAAGUGAACGUUAACAAGGAGAAUCACGAUCUCCAGUACAAAAUUGGGAAGCUCCGCAAAGAGCUUCAGAAUUUUGAAGGUGUGGAAGACAAAUUCAAAGGCACAUCAGAGAGAGAUUUGAUGUGUCGACGCAGGUCUGGACUCAAGAAAAGUUUAAGGACUGAGUUGCGUGCUCAUAAACGAGCCAGCUCAGGUCAUUGACAACAGCCGAGGGUGAGGGCGUGACCAGAUGAGUUCAAAUGCAGAGGUGGAGCAGGACCAAGAUGAAAUGUAACGGAUUCUUACGUGGCUCAGAUCAGGGCAAGCAAGCUAGACCAACUACUGAUGAGAAUUCCACCCAAAACUCGGAGACUUUUUCCCAUGAACUUUCUGUAAUCUGCCAUGAACAGAACGUUGAGUGCAGUUUGGAUUGGAUUAGCACAGUUACAGGCAAGGGCAAGAGUAAUGGAAGUUGUUUUUUUGUUUGUUUGUUUGUUUUAAAGAGAAAAUAAAUGCAUGUGUUUUGCAAAGUCCUUUGUAGCCCUCAGUGCUCAGGUCUUAAAAGGACAAAAUGUUCUUUAU